Molecule: messenger RNA, 1875 nt
Organism: Eucalyptus grandis
Lineage: Eukaryota; Viridiplantae; Streptophyta; Magnoliopsida; Myrtales; Myrtaceae
Product: disease resistance protein RPM1-like
Exons: 2
Coding region: 1-1875 (624 amino acids)
Biological process (GO): defense response to other organism
Source: RefSeq, a predicted model, not a curated record
AUGUGUCCUGCCGUGCCGCUCUGCAUAUCCUUAAUCAAUGGGUUUCUGUCGAAUGCUGCAGAGCGCGAACGAGCAGCGUUGGCGAAAAAGGGUUCUAUGAUGACAUUGUCAGAUAUACUACAAUUGAGUUGCCAUAAAUUGCCGGUCCAUCUAAAACCGUGCUUCAUCUACAUGGCUUUGUUCCCCGUAACAUUCCCCAUUCCGACAAGAAGGCUAGUGAGGCUGUGGUUGGCUGAUGGCUUAUUGAAUUCGCAUUGUUACGACAUAGAAGGGGAAAGGACAAGGAAGCCCGAGGAUGUGGGAGAGAUGUUCAUUCUGGAGCUCGCGCAUAGGAAUGUGAUCGAUGUGCUGAGCCGGAGGAAGGAUGGAUCCCCCAAAGCUUGCCAGAUGGUCGUUCCUCUGCAUGAGAUGAUCUGCCCAAUCGCAAUGAGCAUGGGGUUCCUCCACAUAGAUGCCGCUCGCAAGUCGGAAGGCAGGAACGACCAUGACCCAACCAGCCAGCAACGGAAGCCGCCAGCCCAACCCCGAGAAAGAACCAAGGUUCGGUGGCUUGUAGAGCACGCAAACAUAGUCACCGUCGGCAGCCGCAGCUACCCCAAUUUGAACCUCCGCCACGUGAGCUCGUUUCUGUCGUUCCACCAGAGGAGAGGCGUGCUGACCAAAGACAUCAACACGUUUCUAAGGAAGAUGACGUCCGAGACUGACUAUAGCUUGCUAAGGGUGCUUGAUUUGGAGGGUGUAUAUAAGCCAUCCUUGCAAAGCGUGCUCCCCAAGCUGGUGCUCCUGAGGUACCUAGGGUUGAGAUCCACGGUGUUGGACACGAUCCCACGUGAGGUUGCGGAUCUGCACUACCUCGAGACUCUGGACAUAAAGCACACUAACAUCACUUCGCUGCCGAGUUCCUUAUGGAAGGCGAGGAACUGGAGGCACCUGCAUCUAAAUUGGUUUUAUGUCGACUUGACGAACAUCCUCAAGGGUUGUCGCAACAAUGUCAAUGCCUUGACUAAACUCCAAACCUUAAGCGGGCUGGUUAUCGGCGAAGUGAAGGAUGACUCGAUGACGGACCACAUGAACUGCUUGACCACGCUCAAGCUUUUCUUGCAACACUCGGGUGACGGCACCUCAGGAGCUGCAGGGAAAACAUUAGCCGAUUGGAUUAGCCUGAUGCUCAUCAAUCUCCAGUCCUUGACCUUUGGGGUGAUACAAGAAGCCAAGCCUGCCGAAGGAGCCGAAGACGCGAAAGGAGCCAAGCCUGCGGAAGAAGGAGCCGAAGCCCUGAAAGUAGCCGAGCCAACAGAAGUAGCCCAGCCCACGAAAUCGCAGAUAGGCCCAUUACCGGAACUGUCGUUGGCUGAACGACAUCGGGACCUGUUGGAGCUCUACUUGCUGGGCCAACUCAACAAACCCAUCUGGACACAGCUCUUGCCUAGCUCGCUCAGUGUAUUGACUCUGUCGGGUUCGAAGGUGGAAACAGACAUGAUGCCCCUGUUGGGUGAUCUCCUGAAGAACCUGAGGACGCUCAGGCUGUUCGCCAAUUCCUUCCUAGACACUUUGUCGCGACCUCUUUUUUUUCGGCGCCCGCAAUUGGGUACAAGUGCCGGCGGGAGGCUAAUGGGACACCCGGCCCGAGCCGACAACCCGGCUCCACAACCCGACUCCCCAGCGAACCCUACCCAACUCGGCUCCGAUUCAUCACCCGACCUCCGCCGCCCCCGGAAUUUGCGGAAUCCCUACCCAAUUCCCGAUCCGGGUCCGACCCAACAACCCAGGGUCACGACCGGAAAAUCGGGAACCCUAGGGUUUUCCGAAUCGCAGCCGAGGAGGGAGAGGACCGAGUGCAGCGACGACAACUACGGCGAUGGCAGCGAUGGCUAG